Molecule: messenger RNA, 555 nt
Organism: Emericellopsis atlantica
Lineage: Eukaryota; Fungi; Ascomycota; Sordariomycetes; Hypocreales; Bionectriaceae
Product: RNA recognition domain-containing protein
Exons: 5
Coding region: 1-555 (184 amino acids)
Molecular function (GO): RNA binding
Source: RefSeq, a predicted model, not a curated record
AUGUCUAAGCUCUUUAUUGGAGGCCUUGCCUGGCACACCGAGGAGGCUACCCUCCGCCAGAAGUUUGAGGAGUUCGGUCCUGUUGAGGAAGCUGUCGUCGUGAAGGAUCGGGAUACCGGGCGCAGCCGUGGCUUUGGCUUCGUGCGCUACACCCAAGAGGCUGAUGCCGAGCAAGCCAUCAGCGCCAUGAACAACGUCGACUUCGAUGGACGUGCUAUUCGAGUCGACAAGGCUUCCGACAACGGUCCCCGCGGCGGCCGUGGCGGCUUCGGAGGAGGCUUCGGUGGCCGUGGCGGCGGCGGCUUCAACGGCGGACCCAUGCAGUAUGGCGGACCUCCCCAGGGCGGAUAUCCCAUGAACGGCGGUGGCCCCAACAUGUACCAGCAGCAGCCCAUGCAGUACGGUCGCGGUGGCUAUCCCCAGCCUGGUUACGGCGCCGCUCCCCCUCCCCAAGGCUAUGCGCCCCCUCAGUACGGCUAUGAUCCCUCGCAGCAGCAGCAGAUGCCUCACCAGGGCGGCCCCCCAGCCCCUCCCCAGUCCGGGCGUGGUUUCUAA